This is a messenger RNA of Coniophora puteana RWD-64-598 SS2, 628 nucleotides long. RefSeq lists its product as uncharacterized. The record is from RefSeq and is a predicted model, not a curated record. The annotation marks the transcript as partial. Lineage: Eukaryota; Fungi; Basidiomycota; Agaricomycetes; Boletales; Coniophoraceae. The transcript has 2 exons.
AUGCCAACCCGUUUCCACCGUCCUGCCCUCCUCGAGCUCGUGCACUCAGAUGUCCAUGAUGUGGGCCACCUCUCCAUGUCCGGCUAUCGCUACUGGGUGUCCUUCAUCAAUGACUACUCUGUCAGAGUGCGCCCAGCACCUCUGCAUCGCUCCUAUGCCCUUGGCACAGCAGCCCAGUGGCCUUGCGCUCUCCCUGCGCGCCCCUCGCUGUCCCUCGACUCCACGUCGCUCCUGGACGCUCUCUGCACCCCUCCUCGCGCCUCAACGCUUCCCAUCUCCUCACCAUCUCCUCACCUCUUCACCUCCUCUGCUGCUGUACCCCUUGUCCCCUCGCUCUCCCAUCGUCUUCUACACCUCUUCAUCGUCCCCAUGCCCGACGCCGACGCCUCCAAGCGUAUCAAGGCCCUCACCAAGGACAACUAUGCAUCCUGGGCUGUGGACUUCAGCGCUCUAGCUCGCUCCAAGGGGUUCUACAGGCUUUUGAAGGGUACUGAGACGCGUCCUCAGGACCCUGACAAGGCUGAGGACUGGGAUACUCGCCAGGAGAAGGCAGCUGGCGAGCUCAUGCUCUCCCUGUCUGAGGAGCAGCGCAUCCAUGUCAAGGGCAAGGAGGAUGAUCCCAUGCUAU